AUGGCGAGAAUUCCAGUUAUUCUAUCAGUAGUAGUGACUUUCCUUUCCCCCUCUUGUAUACUUUCCGGACCAGCGGAAGUAUACAAAUAUGGUUUCCAAUUUGCUAUAGCACCUCUAGUGAUGCCUAUUGGAAUGGUUUUGGCAUCUUGGGUUUUUAUACCAGUUUAUUUCCAGUGUGGAGUAUCAACAGUUUACGAGUUUUUGGAAAUGAGGUUCGGAAGCAAGACAAGAUAUAUUAUAUCAGCGUUCUUCGUUGUACAAAUGAUGUUCUUUAUUGUUUCGAAUCUUUAUGGAGCAGUAUUAGCUUUCAGUGUUGUAACAGACUUGUCUAUAGAACUAUCUGUGAUAUAUUUAGGAGUAAUUUGUACUCUUUACUGUUCUGCAAUAUUCUUUAUUGUUUUGAAUCUUUAUGGAGCAGUUUUAGCUUUAAGUGCUGUAACAGACUUGUCUAUAGAACUAUCUGUGAUAUCUUUAGGAGUAAUUUGUACUCUUUACUGUUCUGCAGGUGGUUUGAAGGCUGUUUUAUGGACUGACGUUUACCAAGCAGCACUUAUACUGGCAUGUUUAACCUCAUUGUAUAUUGCUGGAAUAGGAGAUGCAGGUGGUAUAUCUAAAAUAUAUAAUCAAGCCAAGUCAGGCAAUCGAUUGAAAAUGUUAAAGACAUUUCAAAUGAGUAUUAUUCCUGCAUCAUUGUCAUUAGUUUCAUGUCAUACGUUUGGACUGAUAUUAUAUUCUGUUUAUUAUCACUGUGAUCCAGUUUUAAAUAAGGAGCAAACAGGAAUUAAAAGAUAUGAUCAAAUUAUUCCUGCUUUUAUUGUUAACAAAUUCAGUUCAAUACCUGGAAUGACAGGGAUUUGUAUUGCUGGCAUUUUUAGUGCUUCUUUGAGUACUAUAUCUUCUUGCUUUAAUUCAGCUUCCACUGUGACAGUUCUAGAUUUCAUCAAACCACUGUAUGAACGAAAGCGAGGAGUUAUAUCUGACAGGAAAUUUGUGUGGAUGGUAAAAAUACUGUCUGUUGUGUAUGGUGGAGCAAGCAUCGGAUUGAGUUUUUGUUUUUUAGAAGUAAGAAGUCUUGUUCAACUUAUGAAUGUUUUUGUAUCUUCGUUGGAAGGUCCCGUUUUAGCUGUAUUUUUGACAGGAGUUUUAACAAGAAAGGCAGAUGAUAAGGUAAAAGAAAGAGGCUUUUAUCAACAAUGGUUCACAACCCUUCAUGUUUACAUUAUUCCUGCUUUUAUUGUUAACAAAUUCAGUUCAAUACCUGGAAUGACAGGGAUUUGUAUUGCUGGCAUUUUUAGUGCUUCUUUGAGUACUAUAUCUUCGUGCCUUAAUUCAGCUUCCACUGUGACAGUUCUGGAUUUCAUCAAACCACUCUGUUGUGUAUGGUGGAGCAAGCAUCGGUUUGAGUUUUGUUUUUUAGAAGUAAGAAGUCUUGUUCAGCUUAUGAAUGUUUUUGUAUCUUCGUUGGAAGGUCUCGUUUUAGCUGUAUUUCUGACAGGAGUUUUAACAAGAAAAGUAGAUGAUAAGUGUGUAUCAGUUGCCCUCGUCGUAGGAUAUUCACUGACGACAUGGCUGGGCUUCGGAGCCUUACAUUCAAGGUAUAAUGAACCAUCUUUACCUCUCACCACUGACAUGUGUCCUUUACUAAAUGCUACAAACACUGGAAUGAACGCUACUAUCACUCUUUUACAGAAUCAGAAAGUUACGACAGAUACUUUUAUUUUGUACAAGAUAUCUUACACGUGGAUUUGCUUCAUUGGUUAUGUUUUGACUCAAAUUUUUAUUUGCAUUGCUGUCGUAGUAACAG
Molecule: messenger RNA, 1804 nt
Organism: Parasteatoda tepidariorum (common house spider)
Lineage: Eukaryota; Metazoa; Arthropoda; Arachnida; Araneae; Theridiidae
Source: RefSeq, a predicted model, not a curated record